Molecule: messenger RNA, 495 nt
Organism: Musca vetustissima
Lineage: Eukaryota; Metazoa; Arthropoda; Insecta; Diptera; Muscidae
Exons: 4
Coding region: 1-495 (164 amino acids)
Source: RefSeq, a predicted model, not a curated record
AUGAAUUGUACAAAUGAAAAUAUUAAAAAAUUAUUGACUGUUGUUGAUUCUAAUGACUACUUGGCGGAUUUGUACAAGAUAUGUCUGAGGAAAGUGCAAAAUGGCUCAUUGGUCGUAAUAUUGACAUGCCAAAAAUUCGAUAUAUCCCGCUUAUCACCCAUGAAGAAAAUGAAAAUAUCAAAGGAACAAAUGAAACGUUUAAUAGUUAUAAAUUAUAUCUCCAUUGAUGAAAUAACACAAAAACUUUUGGACACUGUUACCAGCCGUGGUUGUGCUACAUUUUGGGAUUAUUUGCAUUCGAUUGAAAUGCAAAAGGAAGAAAAGUUUAAAACUAGAUCCACCUUGCCGGUUUAUGGUAUAUUUAUUGUUCACAAAGAAAUGGAAUAUUUCAAUGAAUUUCAUGUGGAAAUGUUAAAAAGUUUAUAUUUUUAUAAAGAUUCGAUGGUCGAUAAUAUUUUGGAUAUUGAGGAUUUCUUGAGCGAUUCAAUAACGUAA